AUGGCUGUCGCAGGCCCCAUACCCACCAUUGUUGGUGCUCUGAAAUGCCAAAAAGACUCAUAUCUGCAGACUUUCGAAACUGAGGUGGUUUCUUGCAGUGAGUAUACUGCGCCGGAAGCACCGAACGCAGGCAAAUCAAAGACGAAGAAAUCCACCGACCCAAGCAAGUUUGAACAAACAGGAAGCUCGAAGACGUGGCUCGUCGAACUAGCAGAUUCGGUUCUGUUUCCCGAGGGCGGCGGCCAACCUACGGAUCAUGGAUCUAUCAUACCUUUGAACGAAGAUAAGGCAGAUCCUAUUGCCAUCACAAGUAUUCAACGCCAUGGUCUGCAAUGCAUACACUUCUCGCCUGCGCCUCUUGCGCCGGGCACGAAAGUGAAGCAGACCGUAGAUUUCACUAGACGCUGGGACCACAUGCAACAACAUACCGGGCAACACCUUCUCUCAGCUGUUAUGGACAGCUUAGACCUUCCAACACUCGGUUGGAACAUGGGCGCCGCAGGUGAAAUGAACUACAUCGAAUUGCCGCGAAAGCCAUCAGACGAAGAGAUUCGGAGCAUACAGAACAAAUGCAACGAGUUGAUCAGAGGCAACAUGUCAAUCACAGUCGAAACGCCAGAAGGCAAGGGCAGCGAUAGUCUGCCGUUAGACUACGAUAGAGAAAAGGGCGUCGUGCGAUUCAUAAAAAUAGGCGAUCUCGACUACAAUGCUUGUUGCGGCACACAUCUGAAGCAGACUUCACACAUCGGGGCUAUCCUCCUUCACCACACGGCAUCUGUGCGAGGCACAAAUUGUCGCUUGUACUUUACUGCCGGUGAUCGCGCAAUUAACAUGGCGACCGAGUCAAUCAACGGCCUGCGCUCAAUCGCCGUGUCGCUCUCAACGAGCGCUGCACCAGCAGAUGUUUCAUCCGCUGUGCAAAGACUAGGCGAUCAGGUAUCUGAAGCAAGGAAGCGAGAGAAGAGGAUGUUGGCCGAGAUCGCGAAGUUCGAAGGUGAGCGCAUCAAGAAAGAGCUGGGCCAGAUUGAAUGCGUACUAUCAUAUCGACCCACAGACGGACUGGACUUUAUCAAUCUGGUGAUUUUCGAGAUCAAGGAAGCGGUCAAGGAGCGCGUUGUCGUGUUAUGCUCAGGUGAAGUCAAAACAGCUGGCUCACUUGUUGUUCUAGGAAAACCUGAAUUGGUGGAGAGCAUGGCGGCCAAGGUCAAGAAUGUAGUGAGUUCAGUCAAGGGCGGCGGCAAAGGCGAAAAGUGGCAAGGGAAGGUCACAGAGUGGCAGAAGGGUGAAAUAGAGGCGCUGAAGAAAGCGAUAGAAGAGGUUUGA
This is a messenger RNA of Parastagonospora nodorum SN15, 1323 nucleotides long. RefSeq lists its product as hypothetical. Bases 1 to 1323 code for a protein of 440 amino acids. Gene Ontology annotation, molecular function: aminoacyl-tRNA ligase activity; ATP binding; Ser-tRNA(Ala) deacylase activity. The record is from RefSeq and is a predicted model, not a curated record. Gene Ontology annotation, biological process: tRNA aminoacylation; regulation of translational fidelity. The transcript has a single exon. NCBI's taxonomy places the organism in Eukaryota, Fungi, Ascomycota, Dothideomycetes, Pleosporales, Phaeosphaeriaceae.